UGCUGCCAUAGCACCUGCGGCUCACUUUGCCUCAGACGUGACAGAUCGACAACCUGACGAGAGCAGCCUUUUCAUAAUUAGCACACUGCUACAGAGAAACUAACAGCACUGGUGUUCCUCUUCCCAUCUCCAUGUCUACUGACCAGGAUAGCUGUUACCUGUGUAAGGAAUACUUCAGAGAUCCGGUCUCAAUUCCCUGUGGCCACAUCUUCUGCACCAUCUGCCUUAAGACCUACUGGGACCACGCUGACCGUACAGGUUCCUACAACUGCCCACAGUGUCGGGUCGCCUACAACAAGAGGCCAACACCGCGCCGCCUCCAGUCCACACGCUCUUCUUCGUACUCGGUCCACACCCAACCCAGCAUGUCUGAGGCAUACCCACCACCGCCCCCGGACCCAGACUACAACUAUGCAGGGCCGCAGGACGUGGGCUGCGACAUCUGUAUGGGAAAGAAGCACAAGGCCAUUAAGACGUGCCUGAUGUGCCUGGCGUCCUACUGUGAAAAGCAUCUGAAGCCCCAUUACGAAAACCCUGGCUUCAAGAGGCACAAGUUGGUGGAUGAGAUCGGCCACCUGGACAGGCAGAUCUGCCCCCAGCACCAGAAGGGCCUGGAGUUGUUCUGCAAGACGGACCAGAUGUGUAUCUGCGUGCUGUGCACUGUGAAGGAACACAAAGGUCACGAUAUGGUUUCAGCCGAACAGGAGAGGAACGAAGAACAGCAACGUUUGGGGGCCACCCAGGCGGAGAUCCAGGAGAAGAUUCAUGAGAGGCUUAAGCAGAUGGAGGAGCUGAAACAGGCUGUGGAUUCCCUCAAGAGCUCAGCCCAGAGGGCCAUGCAGGAGUGUGAGAAGAUGUUUGGUGAGAUGAUGCGCUCCAUUGAACGAAUGCAACAGGAAAUGACCAAGCUGAUCUCCUCCAAUAAAAGAGCGGCUCUUAACAACGCAGAGGGUCACUUGGAGCGUCUGACUGGUGAGAUAACUGAUCUCAAGAAGAGAGACAAUGAAAUCACACAGCUUUCACGCACAGAGGACCACAUCCACUUCAUUCAGAGCUACCACAUGCUGAUCGCUCAGACAGAGGCUGAAGAACUCCCUACAGUCUCAGUGAACCCCUACUUCUCCUUUGGUCCAGUAACCAAGGCUGUCUCUGAGAUGAAAAUUCAUCUCCAUGACUUCAGCAACGAGGAGCUGGUCAAAGUUGCCAAGACAGUGAACAAAAUGCCUUUUUGUCAGCUGGAUGAUGUGAAAAGGAGGAACACAAUAAAAGCUGAUGAAGUAACUGCAGUGUACAAGACCCCAAUCAUGCAAGAGCCACAGCACAGAGAGGACUUCCUGAAAUAUGCCUGUGUUCUCACGCUGGACCCCAACACUGCUUACCGCCAGCUGUACCUGUCCAGAGGCAAUAGGAAGGCAACCUUGAAACGAGACCCCCAGGACUACCCAGAAAGUGCCUCCAGGUUCGACUGCCUGCCCCAGGUCCUCUGCAAGGAGCCCCUGUCAGGAGGUGCCUUCUACUGGGAGGUGGAAUGGAGCGGAGAGGGGGCCUCUGUUGGAGUCACCUACAAAGGGAUCAAGAGGGCAGGCUAUGGGGACAGCUGCCGCAUUGGCUACAACCGCAAGUCCUGGAGCCUUUUCUGUUCUGACUCCAGCUACUCCGCAAGGCACAGCAAAGACCAGGUGGAGAUCAACGCACCUUACUCCUCGCGUAUAGGCAUCUUCCUAGACCACUCGGCAGGCACGCUGUCCUUCUACACUGUGGGGAACACCAUGUCUCUCAUCCACCAGUUCAAGGCCUCUUUCGCUGAGCCUGUGUACCCAGGCUUCUGGGUUUGGUAUGAGUCUGCGAUCACUAUCAAUCAGCUAUCCUAAUAUUUUAUCUACAGUUAUGACUAAAAUAAAUAAUUUGCCUUUGUAUCUGUCUUAAUACAUUCCCAUAGUUUCCAAGUCACUGAUUAAGCCUAGUCAUGGAAAAUCUCUGUGGAAAUGAAUUUUUUGCCCUGGACUAGGCUUAAUCAGUCAGUGAAAUCAGCAAUAAUGAUUGAAAUUAUAUCUCAAUAUUUGUAAUUUAUGUGAAAGUUUUUUAUGAUUCAAUUUGCAUUUUUAUACUGUAUAUAAGCAAAUAUGACCAAUUUGGGUUGUUGCGUAGGGGAUAAAGAUGACAUUUACUGUAUGAUGCUCUUAUAAUCAUGAACAAUCUUCUUUGAAACAAAAACUGUCUUAAGUGUUGAAUGAUCAGUUGAAUGAAAUGCAACUGUGGUUUAAUAUGAAGAUUAAUAUGAAUGUGUCAAGCAGAUAAUAUUAUGUUCUUUCUGUAUUCAUUCUCAGAAUAUGUAAUACAAUGUUUUAUU
Messenger RNA from Esox lucius (northern pike), 2350 nucleotides. RefSeq names its product finTRIM family, member 83 (gene ftr83). Bases 132 to 1871 code for a protein of 579 amino acids. Gene Ontology annotation, molecular function: protein binding; zinc ion binding. The record is from RefSeq and is a predicted model, not a curated record. The transcript is spliced from 7 exons. Lineage: Eukaryota; Metazoa; Chordata; Actinopteri; Esociformes; Esocidae.